Messenger RNA from Prunus dulcis (almond), 2208 nucleotides. RefSeq names its product serine/threonine protein phosphatase 2A 57 kDa regulatory subunit B' beta isoform. Gene Ontology annotation, cellular component: protein phosphatase type 2A complex. Lineage: Eukaryota; Viridiplantae; Streptophyta; Magnoliopsida; Rosales; Rosaceae. The record is from RefSeq and is a predicted model, not a curated record. Gene Ontology annotation, biological process: signal transduction. Gene Ontology annotation, molecular function: protein phosphatase regulator activity. The transcript is spliced from 2 exons.
UUCUCAUUUUCCUCAAUUAUCCGCCCUCCACUUCCAUACACACUCUCUCUUUCUCUCUCUCCUUCGCUUUUUCUCUCAUAGGGUUGAUCGCCGGAACCACUACCGUCCGAUCAAGUAGCCGGCAUUCUGGCGAUCCGACUCAGAUGACUUUCAUUUCGGAUCCACCAACCACCACCCACAUCUCUCUCCGAUUCGAAACUCCAAAGACGGUACAUUUCUUGGUUCCGCACGCCCCUUUUCAGUUUCAAUUUCGUCUUCCGACGCAGAAAUCACAAAUUGAAUAAGAGUUGCAGGGAUUGAUUGAUUGAUUGAUUGAGAAUCUGGGGUUGUUGUUCCAUGCAUGCUGAAUCUGAUCGCCAAUCGUUUUUUUUUUUCAACAUCUCCGAGCUCGUUUUGAUUCCAAUCCAAUCCUCACCCCCAAUUCUAGGGUUUAGGAUUCGUUGCUGCAUUGGGAAAUUAUGUUCAAGAAGAUCAUCAAGGGAAACAAGAAGCCCUCCAAGUCCGAUUCUCAUGAUCCUUCGUCGUACGGGUACGGCCCGCCGGGGACCCAAAAUUACGGGGCAGUCGCGAAUGUGGUUGUAAACCACGCGUCCCUGGCCGGGCCGGCUGCUUCAGGUCCCAAUUCGGGUGGGGCUCCGGGGAUAACGGCGUUACCGCCUUCGGGCACCAUCGAGCCUCAUCCGUUCUUCCGUGACGCUCCCGUCUCCGAACGCCAGACCCUGUUUCUUCGCAAAUUGCAGGUUUGUUGCUUUCAAUUUGAUUUCUCUGAUACCCUUAAGACCCCUAGAGAAAAGGAAAUUAAGCGUCAAACCCUUUUGGAAUUGGUUGAUUUCAUACAAUGUGGGUCGGGUAAGAUCACCGAGACAUGUCAAUAGGAGAUGAUCAAAAUGGUUUCUGUUAAUAUAUUUCGUUGCUUGCCCCCUGUGUCUCAUGAAAACACGGGCCAAGAGAAUGCCGAUCCUGAAGAGGAGGAGUUUUAUUUGGAGCCAUCAUGGCCUCAUUUGCAGUUGGUUUAUGAGCUCCUUCGUAGGUACAUUGUGUCAUCUGAUACUGUUACCAAGGUUGCCAAGCGUUAUAUUGAUCACUCGUUUGUGUUGAAGCUACUCGAUUUGUUUGACUCUGCUGAGGACCCGCGUGAGCGUGAGUACUUGAAAAACAUUCUUCACCGAGUAUACGGGAAGUUCAUGGUGCACCGACCCUUCAUCAGGAAAGCCAUCAAUAACAUAUUCUAUCGGUUUAUUUAUGAGACUGAGAGGCACAGCGGCAUUGCUGAGCUUUUAGAGAUUCUUGGGAGCAUAAUUAAUGGGUUUGCACUACCAAUGAAAGAGGAGCAUAAGUUAUUUCUUGUUCGGGCACUUAUACCGCUGCAUAAGCCGAAGUCAAUUGCAGUUUAUCAUCAGCAGCUGUCCUACUGCAUAACCCAAUUUGUUGAAAAGGAUUACAAAUUGGCAGAUACGGUUGUUAGGGGUCUGUUGAAAUACUGGCCUUUGACCAAUUGCUAGAAGGAAGUUCUUUUCCUUGGAGAAAUUGAAGAAGUUCUGGAGGCUACACAAGCUGCCGAAUUUCAGCGUUGCAUGGUUCCUCUUUUCAGACAUAUUGCUCGCUGCCUCAAUAGCUCUCAUUUCCAGGUUGCGGAACGAGCACUCUUUCUGUGGAAUAAUGAGCACAUUGUGGGUUUAAUUGCUCAGAACCGGAAUGUCACUCUACCAAUUAUUUUUGAGGCAUUGGAGAGGAAUAUCCAAAGUCACUGGAACCAAGCAGUUCAUGGGCUGACCGUCAAUGUUCGAAAAAUGUUUUUGGAAAUGGAUGCUGACUUGUUUGAAGAGUGCCAGAGGCAGCUUGCGGAGAGAGAGGCCAGGUCCAGAGAGGUGGAAGAACAGCGGGAGUUGACAUGGAAAAAACUGGCAGAUGCGGCAACACAGAGAGGGGAAGAUGAUAUGGUUACAGCCUAAAUGAUCAACGAGGGUUUCAUGUGCCCCCGCAAUUGGAAAAUGAAUGGAUGGAUUGAAGAUAAAUCCUCUCCUCUCAUUUUGGUGGUAUUCUUUUUUAAUAUAUAAUUUUUGUCUUUUAAUUUUUUGAUCUCUGUUCCAAUCAUUGAAAAUAUCAGAAGAAGCAGUGAUAAAUGUAAUUUAAGAUGUACGGAAUUUGUUAGCAAUAUGCUGCAGAUUAAGAAUUAUUUGUGAAAUAUAUUGUGCACUUCCCCCCCCA